Molecule: messenger RNA, 1785 nt
Organism: Penicillium salamii
Lineage: Eukaryota; Fungi; Ascomycota; Eurotiomycetes; Eurotiales; Aspergillaceae
Source: the annotation of a GenBank genome assembly
AUGGACAACCUGUCUUUCAAUCCACCCAACGGGCCACUUGAGUUGGGGGAUGAGGGGGCAGAGUUCAACAUGGACGCAGAAUGGAAGUGGUUCGAGGAUUUCUCCCCGGAGUUUCAAUCUAUGAGAUUUGAUGCACCCCUCACCACUCCCGACGCGCUGUUUGCCUCCGCGCAGAAUACAUUAACCAGCAAUGCACAUGCUAUGCCACCUACUAAUGAGCCAUUUGGUGAACCGGAACUCAUUGACUCAGCGGAAGAACCAAGGUUCGCCCCCCAGAUUGGGGUAUUUGAUAGUCCGCUCGACCCUGGUGGCCUUAGCCAAAUGAGUGAAGUCAUCGACAACCAGGCAAAUUUUUCCACUGCAAGCAAAUCCAAAACUUCACGCGCCGGAGUGAAUGAACCGUACUCUAGGUCGCGAAGUGAUAUGAGGAGCCACCCUCCAGGCCUCCCUAGACACCGCAGUCGCUACUCAAGGAGGCGACUAGGCGAAUUGACACCACCAGUUCUAAUUUCGCCAAAGCCCAGCGUCCAUGAUGUCCCUGAUCCAAUGCAGCGAUGGCAAGAUUCUCCACCAGAAGAUGAACCGGCAUCUCUUUCAGCUAUUAUGGAUGCAGUCAGGUCAAGCGAAGGCCCGAGUGCUGCAGAGUUUGGCAGAUCUGGCGCAGGCGGCAGUGAACCACCUGCGCGCCCUGGUGAGGCUUUUCGAGGAUAUCGGAAUGCUGCUUCAUCUACAAGCGGCGAGAGCGGUGCUAGCAAAUCGUCCCGAAACUCCCUGCAGUCAGAGAACUCCGGCUCUGGGUCAUCAAGGAACUCAUCUGCAUUACGUCCACGCAGAUCUCGAGGGCGGAUUACGAAGGCCCAACAAAAAAAUAAUGGAAAGGAAGAGCGGCGUAUAUUCUGUUGCACGUUUUGCUGUGAUCGCUUCAAAAGCAAAUACGACUGGACACGACACGAAAAAUCUCUACAUUUGAAUCUGGAGGCGUGGAUAUGUGCGCCAUUUGGGGGCGCUGUCUUCUCCACGACCACUCAACGUCCACACUGUGCCUACUGUCAUGCUCUGGAGCCAGAUGCAGAACACCUUAAAACGCAUAAUCAUCAAAGUUGCCACGGGGAUUCUAAAGAGCCACGAGUCUUUCGCCGGAAGGAUCACUUGGUCCAGCAUUUGCGACUCGUGCACGAUCUUCAAGUCAUGCCUCUAAUUGACGAUUGGAAACUUGAAACGCCGGCAUUCAAAUGUCGCUGUGGAAUUUGUGAUCAAACGAUGAACAGCUGGGAUGAGAGAACCGAGCAUAUUGCCGCCCAUUACAAACAAGGAUCAACCAUGCGAGAUUGGCAUGGCGAACAUGACUUUCCACCGUCUAUCGCCGCACAAGUGACACACGCAUUAUCACCAUAUCUGAUAGACAGCGAAUCAGCAAGUAUGGUCCCUUUCUCCGCGACCGACUCCAAUACCCGAGACCACUUCUUCCAAAUUUCCUCGAACGCGGGGAUGCGACAGGAACCAACCGAAACCCAGCCGCUUCAGCCGCUUCCAGAAACCUUCACCUCCCAGUCCGAGAUCAGCUCGUUCACGCAAAUUUUGACCAUGCAUCUCAGCCACUAUGCUCAAGACCAGAUGAAACAGGGGAUAGUCCCCACAGAUGAAAUGUUUCAGCAGGUGGCAAGAAGGCUACUCUACGACUGUGAAGACAACUGGAAUCAGACCGUGGCGGAUAAUGGACAAUGGCUCUCGGCAUUCCGACAAUUACAUUGCCAGCCUGAUGCGGGCGAUCGCGACCAAGUUUGA